Messenger RNA from Fusarium oxysporum Fo47, 3190 nucleotides. RefSeq names its product C2H2-type zinc finger protein. The record is from RefSeq and is a predicted model, not a curated record. NCBI's taxonomy places the organism in Eukaryota, Fungi, Ascomycota, Sordariomycetes, Hypocreales, Nectriaceae. Bases 375 to 2741 code for a protein of 788 amino acids. The transcript is spliced from 3 exons.
UCACUAUCAACCCCAAAGAUCCAAGUUAUCCACACUGCUGCUCUUGUUGCAUCUAGCACCAAAGCUACUCCAUACACACAUCCAUACAUACAUACAGAACAAGAUCAAUCAGAGCUUGUACAUCAAUUGCAUCUAUCUCAUCUCUCGGGAGAGCUCAAACACACAAAAGAGCACUUCCACAAACCAAUAUCAUUGCCUUACAGGCAUAACCACAUUUGAACUUAUAUCGCAAAGUCGACCUCGACUGAGAACGACAACAACUUUCCACUAGCCCGGCGCUCUGUGCUUGCGCUGCGUGAGUUUCGGACCUAUAGGUUCCCAUCGACAAAAUAUCGACCGACGACAAUUCCCUUCCGGACUCCCCUUGCGACAUUAUGCUGUCCAAUCCAACAGGACUUCACGCCCGACAAAAGCAGCAUCGGCGUCAAAAUUCGACACCGUCUGCUUUCGAGGGCGCCAAGAUCCCUAAUCUGCCAACUACACAACGACAAACCGUACACCGACGCGGCCUCAGCCUAGAUGUUCGACGACAACAGAACCAGAACAUCAACUCAGCAGCAACAAGGCAGAACUACAUGGUAAGUACGAAUACUAACAACACAGGAUUAGCCAAUAUUUCUACGCAGCAAGUUCUGCGAGAAGCGCAGCAGCAACGCAUUCAAGCACGCCCGGGCACACAGAACCCUUACGCCAACCUGGCCCCAAGUGGAAGUGAGAACUAUCUCAUGUCACCUCAUGGAACUCCUCAGACACAACGAUUCGACCCGUCCUGCUUUGACCCCAACUCACUUCCUUUUGACCCUUACACUACUGAUCUUAACGUGAUGAUGGGCAAGGGCCAACAGGCUGCAUACGGUGACAAUAUGUCGGGAGGUAAGGAAUUUGAUAUCUUUAACAAUGACAGUGCACUUUCAACUCCAACGUUCAUCAACUUUCCUUCUGAGGGUUCCUCCGCUCAGGGCUGGUCCUCUGAAGGUGACACCUCCAGUACAAGGAGAGCCUCAAGAAGGAUAAGUGGUGGCAUUCUGGACCGCGUUAACAAGUUUGAGACCUUGGACUCAACGACAAGACCCGCUACGCCUCCUAACCAGAACCAAAGUCAGAACCAGAACCAGAACACACAAAGUUACUUUCCCCCUACGCCAAUUGAGACUCCCCACGACCGAUUGGUCAAGGAUGAGGGCAUGCCAAGUCGGUUUGCCGAUGGAUAUGAUGAGUCCAUGGAAGAGACUAUCAAGCCCGUGAGGAACCGCGGAGGAAACCGAAGGGCUCAAAACAUCUUCCAAGACAUCAGACAACAUUCUGAGCAAGUCAUGUCUAGCCCAGCUCGGUCAAAUACUCUUCCUGAGUCAUCCUUCAGUGGACUGCCAAUGUCGACACCUGACUACAUGAACAUGAACAGCUUCAACAACGAGUUCAUGAAGAUUGAGAGCGACUUUGGCCGGGAAGAAAUCCAUGGUCUCAACAACCAACUACCACAACAAGCCACUCCCAACACUCCUCAAAUGACACAGUACAUGGGAUCUUUUGACAACAAGCCUGAACUCCAACCCUAUCCCAUGGGUACUCAAUCUGUCUGCGGAACCCCCUCUCAGACACCUUCUCGUCGCCACUCUCCCCAUCGCCGCACCGAGUCAGUUGCUAGCAUCGCAAGUGCUGCCAGCAUCGCCAGCAUCAACAUUGAGGAGACCAAGACAGAGACCGGAGUCACUCAGGACGAGAUUGCCCAGUUCAUUAGUGGCCCAGACGCCAGCGACGGCAAGUGGACAUGUACUUAUGAGGAUUGCGGCAAGAAAUUCGGCCGCAAAGAGAACAUCAAGUCGCAUGUUCAGACUCAUCUCAAUGACCGACAGUACCAGUGUCCCACUUGCAAGAAGUGCUUUGUUCGACAGCACGAUCUCAAGCGACACGCCAAGAUCCAUACUGGAAUCAAACCCUACCCUUGCGAAUGUGGAAACAGCUUUGCUCGCCACGAUGCUCUUACUCGACACCGCCAACGAGGCAUGUGCAUUGGUGCUUUCGAUAACGUCGUGCGUAAGGUUGUCAAGCGAGGCAGACCCCCCAAGAAGAGCCGCCCUGAUAUCGAGACUCGUAUGGAGAAGUCGGCGCGAACCCGCAAGAAGAACAUGUCUGUCAGCUCAAUGUCAUCAUUCUCUGCUUGUUCUGACAGCUCAGCUGUCAACUCACCAGAACAGUUUAUGCUUGAUGACAUGAUGGACAUUGGAAUGAGUUCACAGAACCAGGCCCUCGCUGCCGUCUCUUCAGCACCCAUGACUGGCAUCACAGCCGCCGCUCUUCAGGAGUAUGCCUCCUCUCCCUCCACUGGCAGCGCACACUCAUACGUCUCCCCGGAGGCCAUCAUGGAGGGCACUCCUAUGCACGCGGCAUCUCCUUCCAAGAGCAUCGCAAGCCAGUACAACACACCACCUGAGCUCUCGCAAUCAUCUUCUCCCCCAGCCACUCACUUCUUCGACGUCGAUCCCAACACUUCAAUCAACAACGACGAUCUGACCAUCAUUCCCGGGACAACAACUUUCGUCACCUCGGCAACCAUGGCUGCUUCUCUUCCCCUUGGCCUAAGCAAUGCGGAUGAUGAAAUGCUGUAUCAAUUUGCCAACGACGACGAUCUUAUCCAACUGGAUCGCGACUCCAACAUGCUCAUGAGCAAGUUUGACGAAGAUUUCGACAACGUCGGCAUGUUCACCAACAGCAAUGACGACGUCUUCUUUGGCAGCAACUAGUUUGUGCCCAGCAUUGUUUGUUUUGUUUUGUUUUGCGCAAGCCAUGGAACAGUACUUAAUCAGCCAUGCACUUUUUUGUUCGGGAUUACACCAAUUGAGGUCUCUCGUUUCCAGAAGAAGCGGCACAUUUUCUCACGACGCUCACGCUCACGCUUCUACGUAAUGCACGCUCGCGGUUUUGUACACUAGGGAUGGAGGAGAAGAAAGUAAAAAAGGACUUGGGUAUUUCAACGGGGUUUUCAUCAUCAUUAACAAUGGGUUAUUGGGGCAGGAACUGGCGAACCGGAAUAGGAUUCUUAUGAUUUUUUGGGGGAAAUUGAUAGAAAGCAAAGGUCUCAACGCGGUUGGGUGUCGGACACCCCCUUGGGCCGCUUGGAGUUUUGAGGUUGAGGCUUUUGCUUUUUUGGGGGUAUAUGGAAUUUACCAAUGGAAUAUUCAUUGACGAUUAA